This is a messenger RNA of Aureobasidium namibiae CBS 147.97, 4641 nucleotides long. RefSeq lists its product as uncharacterized. The transcript is spliced from 5 exons. The coding region runs from base 1 to 4641 and encodes 1546 amino acids. The record is from RefSeq and is a predicted model, not a curated record. Lineage: Eukaryota; Fungi; Ascomycota; Dothideomycetes; Dothideales; Saccotheciaceae.
AUGAGCGGACAGGCUCUCCAGGCCGAAUUAACGAGCCUCGCCCAGGAGGCUAAAAGAAAGAACCCGGAGAUCCGUACUGCUGCUGAAAAGUCGUUGCAAGAUCUCAAGUCGAUCACUGUUACUUCAGAAGCACAAUUAGCUGCUGAUCUGAGUAGACGAUCAACCUUUAUCGACCCCUUCCUUCUUGCUUGCAACACUCAAAACCCCAAGUAUGCUGCCAGUGCCACUGUGUGUCUGCAACGUCUUGUCAUCAUCCGAGGCUUGCCAAAAUCUCGACUAAAAGAUGUUCUGAACGCUUUCAAUGCAUGCACUUCGCUCAGUCUCGACAUCCAACUCAAGAUCCUGCAGGCUCUUCCCGCUCUUGCCCAAAACUACGCCGAUGAUCUGAAAGGUGAUCAUCUAGCUGCUGCAUUGCAAGUAUGUGCUGCUCUUCAAAAUGUCAAGGCUGCUACGGUUAGUGGUGUAGCCGCUGCCACCCUCCAGCAACUCGUUGUCUCGGUCUUUGACAGAGUAGCCGCUGAGGACGAGGCUGGUGACAGGAUUCCGAUCGUCACUCGGAUACCUGGUGGUGAUGGCCCCAUCCCGCUGAAAGAGGCUGCGUAUGAUGCCUAUCGCGUUUUUAUGGACAUCUGUCUGGCUACAGAAGGACAGAACACAAGAUUCGUGCGCUUCGCUGGACUCUCGGCGGUCUCCGGACUGGAACUCAUGGGCGCCUGCCUUGGUAGUCACUCCAAUAUAUUCGCAUCGCAUCCUGAGCAGACAAACAUCCUUCGAACUGUGGUCAUGCCACACAUAAUCCGCGUCAUCUCAGAACGUCAAAGCUUUGGUGUUACUCUGCGUGCUCUCCGAGUCGCAUCCUUCAUCAUACGUCGUCACCUCCAGGCUAUGCCCGAUGAAUGUGAGGUCGUCCUGGGCUUGUUGACACACAUGGUAGAUGCAGAAGCAAUAGCCUGGAAACGUGCCUUGUGCAUGGAAGUCUUUCGUCUCAUCUAUACAGAGCCCGGUCUGGCUGUACAGACUUACCUGCAAUACGAUGCCAAAGUCGGCAAGAAGCCUAUUGUCCGAGACAAUAUUGCCUCCUUCGUCAGGAUUUCCACAGAAAAGCCCUCCGUUAUCGGGUUGGGCCAACACUCAAGCGCUCCUACCGAUCAAGCAAGAGACGUCGUUGCUGAUCAGGUUGCAAUGGAAGCUGCUAGUGACAUUACUAGUGUCAUUGCUCCGACAUUGACCGCAGGAGACGUCAACGUUCCUGGUAUCAGUACGCGCUGGAGUGUGCCAAAGACCCAAUGCAUGGACCAGCUUGACAAAACAGAUCCCCCAACUCUACCGGAGACCUAUAUCUACAGUCUUGUACUCGAGUGUCUCAACGGCCUGUCUGAGAAUUUAGCAAAGGUUGUACUUCCCUUGACCGUCCAACAACACACGAAAGAUCAAGAGCAAGAUUCAGAAGGGGAAGCCGAUAGUGAAGAAUACACCACGAGGACACAAAAGACGAGAAAUAGGAAAAAGAGAUCACAGUCGUACCGAUCUCGCACUGUACCACUCAAUCCGCUGUCAACAGAUGACAGUACCCAGGCUAUUCGUAUUAGAGCUAUCGCGAAGCUUGUGGAAGAAUGUUGGCCGGCAUUGCUUGCAACAUAUUCAACGUUCCUCAAUGCGUCUCUAGACAACGAUUACUACCGAGCACUGAUCAGGUCAUACCAGAGAUUUGUACAAGUCUCCGGUCUUUUGAGGUUAUCCACCUCGCGAGAUGCAUUCUUGACCACACUAGGCAAAGCUGCGGUCCCCCCAAGUGUCGUGACUUCAAGCAUAUCGACCGUGUCGUCGCCUACAACAGAGACCCCUGGUGUGUAUUCUAACGGCCGUGGUCUACUAAGUGUGGAGAGCUUCUCAACGCAGACGGCGUCAAAUGACAGGUCGAGACGAACAUCGUAUGAUCCGGCAUCGAGGCCUACGUUGUCCACACGUAAUCUCCUCUGUUUGAGAGCGCUUCUCAAUGUAGCUAUUGCGAUUGGCCCAACCCUUGAAUCUUCCUUCAAUAUCGUCUUCGAAACGCUUCUCCAAGCCGGUGUAGUUCUCAACGCUUCUCAAGCUAGAUCGGCAGGAAUCGGCCCCGAGAUUGCAGCUGUUGAGGGUGCAGUUUCACGCCUCUUGGAAAGCACGGCCGACUAUCCAAACGACGCUUUUCUCCAUGUCCUCACAACUCUGUGCAGGCUACUCAAUGGAAGAACGGAGGGUAUGCUCUCGUCUCCCACUCAGACAAAGCCCUCAAGUGCCGCACACAUUGCGCUCUCUACCCAAGACUAUUUAUUCGUGUUGACGAGGAUCAAUGAUCUUGCAGAACACAACACCUCAAGAUUUGCAAACUACACAUCUACGGAAAGUGGAUGGUUGAUCUUGGUCGACCGCGUUGUAGAUCUUAGCAUUGCCACAAGCAUACCGGACGAUGCCCGCCGUCUUGCUGCUGACAUUCUCUCUCGAAGCUCCAUUGCAGUUGCCGAGGCAAGUACGUCUGAGGAACAGGACGAUGCAGCAAUAGCCCAGAAGAUGGUUUUGUCAUCUCUACAUCUGCUUGUUCGCCGACUCUACGAACAAGACGAUGACCUCGCCAACGUUGAUAUCGAUAUUCACAACAAAGUCCUGGACUCAGUCAGAGCUGUCCUUGAAAAGUCUGGAGAGGCACUCACCGCUGGUUGGGACAUUAUGAUUGCCAUAAUAGGUAGUGUCUUUGAUAUCGAUGACAACGAGGAACAACAACGUGACGACAACACAGUCAGGGAAGGUUGGCUGAAGCUAUCGAGUCAAUUCGUCGCCCCCUACCUAGGACGAUCAGCAUUCGGCGUGAUGCAGUUGUUGUGCUCCGACUUUCUCGCGCCGCUUCCACAAACUUGUCUUAGUCCACUGGUAGAGAUCCUCUUCCGUUUCGCUUCUCAGAACUCUGACCUCAACAUCUCUCUCACAACGCUGUUAUUCAAGGUCCUUCGAGAAAACGGCAACAAGCAAAAGUCUCUUCGUUCGGGUAAAGCAUCUUCAGAUGCCAUCAUCGGUCUGGACUCCACUUCAAGCGAAAUCAUCGACAACAUCACCGGCCUCCUCUUUGGCCAAUUUGACCAGAUGGCUUCAUUUGUCUCUUUUGAUCGAUUAUGGUCAGAGCUGAUGGAGAUUUUUGAAGUCCUUUUGUCCUUCCAUUCUUCGGUCAUUAAUGCGGCUGUGUACAACGGUGUAAGCACCCUGCUCGGUGCAUUUGUAUCUACCAACCAGAGUUUGAAUCAGGCAGUCUUGCGCACAGAAGUUUUGUGGUCGUCCAGUGUACCCGACUGUUCCGCAGAUGUCAAGGGUCAAAAUGCCGAACAAGAGCAGUAUAUUGCAUACGUCAACUGUGGUAGGAACAUCUACAGCCUGGUCGAGAAGAACACGACAGUAGAACGCCUCGAGAGAUUGAUUCAGAACAUGAUUGAUUGCAUCGAAUUCUCGACUGGCGCAGCUUACAGCUCGGAUGUUAACAAUCUCACUUCGCUUCAGCAGAGAGUCCUUGAACACCUAAAAGCGCUACAUAGCAACAUCGAACUGGUCUCCUCGACAUUAGUCAACGCUGCUUCGCGGUUGGUGGCAUUGCCGUUUGCAUCAUCUGAAAAGCUCAAAACAAACCUCACGUUUGUUGCUCUGUCAAAAGCAAGCAUGGAUUGGUUGGUCGACCUAAUUGCUACAGACUUGUCAAAACCUGAAAUGUUCCACUCAGGUGCAGUAGCAAAAGCUUUGGAGGACCUGGCAAUACCAAUGGGACUCAAGUAUCGAUGGACACAGCCUGCAAAGGCACCAGCCCUUUGGCAGAAGGCAACGUCUGCAUCGCUAGCUAUCAUCGAAAAGACCCUGGCGCAGAUGGGAAAGCACAACAUCGAGAACAAGAUGAACACUCGAAUCUGGACAGCUAUAGCCAGCAUUGCGCAUGCCAUCAUGCGUGCCGAUAUCGAUGAAGCAUCACCACAGCCUACGUUCGAGACCGUCGAGAAAGACGAGGUCUUCGACUGUGAAAGCAUGCGACGAUUGAAAACUAUGAUCACACCACUCUUGGGCUCUUCGGAGAUCCCUGAUGCAAUCCGACACAAAUACACGUCUUCACUGUUCGAGGCAUCGCUCAUUCAUGCUGUGGAGCGUGGAGACAUCCCGGAAGAUAGCCAUCGACUCAGCAGUCUUAAUACCUUACGGCUUGGCCGAGUCCGAGAUCCAGAGCCAAGCUCGAGGGAGGACAUGGCAUACUUAUGCUUUAGAGAGCUGGUCUUUUUGGUUGGUGGAUUCAGCCAACGUCAAGUCAGGCUUUCGCAGGCCGCAGCUCCUCAUCUGGUACUGCGAUUUGCACUGCCUCUCAAGGCGUACAUCGUCGAUCAGCCCCUUCGCGGUUCGCUGCCGCAACCACUGUCGCAGGUAGAAGAGUUGCUUUUCUGCUUGACCGAAAUCGAAAAGCUAUGCAGCCUGUCGGAUGCCUUUGCUCAAGCGAGUAGUGCCAAUGGCAGAGAUUGCAAAGCAGACUUGAGAUUGUUGUUUCCACUGGUGGUCAAAGCAGUCAGUGUAGCGGGAGACAAACGCUAUGGCAACAGAAAAGUAUUGACUAUGCUAGAACGAGUUUUGAUAGCCAUCAGAUAG